AUGCACGGUCAUUUCAUUCUUAUUGUCUUGUGGGCUGUUGUGGUAUCAAUGAUACAUGAUGGAACACAACUUUGUUCAGGUUGCUUUCUAGAAGAAAAACUUGCUCUCUUAGACUUCAAAGCUUCCUUGAAUAUGACAGAACAUGCUCAUCUUGUCCUUCCCUCAUGGAUUGGAAAAGAAGGUGAUGGAGCAAACACUGAUUGCUGCAACUGGGAACGGGUCAAGUGCAGUAAUAUUACUGGGAGAAUUGUUGAGCUCCAACUUAGUAAAUUGAGAAAACAUGGGGAAUCCUAUGAUUCUUAUUAUCAGGAUUGGUAUCUAAAUAUUAGCACCUUCAUACCCCUGAAGGACCUCCGAGCUCUAGACUUGAGUUGGAAUGACUUCAAUAGUGAAGUGACAAGUACAGUCAUAAUCAAGAUUAGUGAGGCAUAUAGGAUGGAUAUCUUCAGUCAAUGCAGGACACCAGAGUGUGACAAAUUUUACAUCCUUUUAUUUGGGGCCGAAUAUCGAAAGCUUCUUAUUGUUAAGGGCCCUUUGCUUGAUGCUGCAGGUUGCUGGAGUUGGGCUAAGUUGCAAAAUCUCGAAUCUUUGUACCUCGAUGAUAACAACUUCAACAAUAGUAUAAUUCUAUGUAUAACUGCAAUUACUGAACUUAAAAUGCUGUCUCUUUCUGAUUUGUCUUACUUAGAGGCAUCGUUUCCUUUAGAAGAAUUCAAUCGUCUGGAAAAAUUGGAGCUUCUUGACUUAAGCUUUACUCAAUUUUCUGGUUCAUUGUCCUUUAAAGAAUUGAAGCUGGAAAACUUGAAGGUGCUCAAUCUUGGAGAUACAUUGUUCAGCCAACUCACAGCGAUUGAGGUUUUAACUUCUCUCAAAGCGUUAUCUUUGAGAGCUAUUGGUACUAAUGAUUCCUCCAUUCUUCAAGGUAACAACAACUUGACAUAUCUACGAUUUCUUGAUCUCUCUUAUAAUCAUUUUAGUGGGAACAUACCUGCAGCUCUCAUUGCUCCUCUCGUACACCUUGAGUAUAUCUCUCUCUCUGGCAACCUUUUUGGAGGUUCUUUUUCUUUCAGUUCUUUGGCCAACCAUUCGAGGCUUCAGGUGUUCAAAGUUGUAUCUUUAAACAAUGAUUUACAAGUCGACACUGAAGAUCUUGCUCUUCCCCCACCAUUUCAGCUAAAGGUUCUCUAUUUAUCUGGUUGUAGCUUGAACAAUCGGACUCAAAGAAUCCCAAGUUUUCUACUCCAUCAGAAAGAGAUAUAUGUUCUUGAUCUUUCUUCCAAUAAGUUAGUUGGGGAGAUUCCCACUUGGUUGCUGGAAAAUAACACACAAUUACAAUCUCUUAAUCUGCAGGAUAACUCUUUUAUGGGUUCGUUUCUAGUGGAUAGCUCUCCAAAAGUAAAUCUAAUCCUGUUAGACAUCUCAAACAAUGAGGUUAGUGGUCAGGUUCCUCACCAUAUGGGUUCAACUUUUCCAUCUCUGAGGAUCUUGAAUUUGUCAAGAAAUUGCUUUGAAGGCAAUAUCCCCCAAUCACUAGGAAACUUGAUAGAAAUAUGGUCAAUAGAUUUGUCUUACAACAGGCUGUCAGGGGAAGUGCCAGAAGAAAUUGCAACUGGAUGCUCCUCGCUUAUGAACCUAGUAUUGUCGUAUAACAAUCUGGAUGGAAAUUUCCCUUCUACGUUCAUGAACAUUUCAAACCUAUACAUCCUUUAUUUGGAUAGUAACUAUUUCACUGGGCGUAUAUCUUAUGCAUUAUCUCCUAGUGUAAGUGUACGUUAUCUGGACUUUUCAUAUAAUGGUUUUCAGGGCAGAAUUCCUAGUUUGAUUGGAAAUUGUUCAUCAUUGAUAUCUCUUGAUAUGUCAGCCAACUUACUAGAAGGGAGCUUACCAGAUGCUAUAUGCAAACUUUCACAACUUGAAUUUUUAGACCUCUCCAAAAAUCAGUUGAUCGGACCUUUACCAGCUUGCUCCCAACUUACAUCAUUCAAGUUCCUCCACCUGCAUCACAACAUGAUCUCAGGUUCCAUCUUAACGAUGCUGUCUGGAAGCUUCAAUUUGAGGACACUUGAUUUGAGGAAUAACAAGCUAUCUGGUGGUAUACCACGCUUUACUGAUAAACUUAAAAAGCUCAGGGUUCUUCUGCUGGGGGGGAAUGAACUGCAAGGUCAUAUUCCAUUGCACUUAUGUCAGCUGCAGAAACUAACAAUUAUGGAUCUUUCUCAGAAUAAAUUUUCUGGGCCACUACCUUCAUGCUUUAGUAACAUCUCUUUUGGCAGAGGGCAGUUUGACACAGAUGCCUUUCUUACCAAUGGGGAGCUUGUUACAAAGGGAAACUCAAUGGGAUACAAUAAAUCUAAUUCCUUGGGUAUUGAGGAGUACACGUUUGACAUUUUGUUAGAUUCUCCCAAGGAAGAAGAAGUGGAUUUCACAACAAAAAGUAGAGCAGAACGCUAUGCAGGGAAUAUAUUAAAUUUCAUGUCUGGACUUGAUUUGUCAUGUAACCAAUUGAUUGGAACGAUUCCUCCUGAAUUUGGUGAUCUCAGACAUAUCCGGGCAUUAAAUUUAUUCCACAACUACUUGCAAGGAUCUAUUCCCUCAAGACUUUCCAUGUUGAACCAAAUAGAGAGCUUGGAUCUUUCUUACAACAAUUUGAGUGGUGAAAUACCUUCAGACCUAGCAUCAUUGACUACCUUGUCCAUCUUCAAUGUGUCAUUCAAUAACUUGUUUGGCAGGGUGCCUGAUACAUGGCAGUUUGCAAACUUCGACGAAAGUAAUUAUAGAGGAAAUCCAGGUCUCUGUGGACCAUUGCUCAAGAGAAGUUGUAACCCCUUUGCUCCACACCCUGAAAAUGUUGGUGAUCAAGACAUAGAAGUUGAUGGUGCAAUUGAUGUCGCAGCAUUCACCUGGAGCUUUUUUGCUUCAUAUAUGGUGAUCGUGAUUUCAUUAGUGGUAAUUCUUUGUGUUAGCCCUUAUUAUAGAAGAGCAUGGUCUUUUUAUAUUGAUUAUUGGAUUCUAUCGAGAUUCUACGAGUAUUACAGGUCUCGCUCCUCAGAGAAAAAACAAACAUGGAAAGUGUUUAAUUGGAACAUGAGAAGGAGAUGA
Coffea arabica (coffee) is the source of this 3099-nucleotide messenger RNA. NCBI's taxonomy places the organism in Eukaryota, Viridiplantae, Streptophyta, Magnoliopsida, Gentianales, Rubiaceae. The record is from RefSeq and is a predicted model, not a curated record.